Spodoptera exigua (beet armyworm) is the source of this 719-nucleotide messenger RNA. The record is from the annotation of a GenBank genome assembly. NCBI's taxonomy places the organism in Eukaryota, Metazoa, Arthropoda, Insecta, Lepidoptera, Noctuidae.
CCUCGCACGAUUCGACCCUGGCGAAAUAUCGGUAUCAACCAAUCAGAGUCUGCGCACAUCACUGUUUGUAAUUAAGAGACGCCGGCAGUACGUUAAAGUUUAGUGCUAGGAACACAAGUCAGUUGAGCAACAUGAAGUCUGCAGCUUUGUUCUUGUUAUUCGUCUUCUGUUCUGUCGAAUGUCGGAAGAUAUUGGCGAUAAACAAAAAUGCUAACAUCGAUUUUAUUAACAUGGAGAGUGGGGGCGUGAGGGCGCUGCCUGCUGUGCAGCCUCCCGCGGCCAAACCGAGUCCAGCAGCUGCGCCGGUGGUGCCUAAACCAGCACCAGCACCGGCACCGGCACCAGCACCCGCGCCCAAGGCUCCAACCCCAGCUCCUAAGCCAACACCUCAGUUACCUUCCAAACCUACUCAAGUUGCCCCACCACCCGCUCAGAACAAGCCCGGUGUCAUCAUCCCACCCGGACCUCCUAAACCUGUACCAACCCCUGGCCCCGGUAGUGUUCAGGCGCUUAUUAACUACUACGACAGCCAAGGCAAGGCCAGUCCCGUACGGCCUUACACCUACAGCCAGGCCGUCAAGCAGGGGUAAACAAUACAUGUAACCGACAAGCGAUAAAUCGUGCCAUUGUGAUGUAAACUACUUGUAUUAUUGGAGUUUAAUGGAUUGCCCGUACGAAUGUUAUUUUAACAAUCCUUAAAUUUCAAGUAAUUGGAAGUC